Messenger RNA from Ruditapes philippinarum (Manila clam), 15814 nucleotides. RefSeq lists its product as uncharacterized. Gene Ontology annotation, molecular function: ATP binding; minus-end-directed microtubule motor activity; dynein light intermediate chain binding. The record is from RefSeq and is a predicted model, not a curated record. Gene Ontology annotation, cellular component: dynein complex. Lineage: Eukaryota; Metazoa; Mollusca; Bivalvia; Venerida; Veneridae. Gene Ontology annotation, biological process: microtubule-based movement.
UCGCCAAGCAGCAAACAAACAACAUGGCGUCUUGCAGAAGUUUUGCAAGUUUACUGUUAUGAAAACGAAAUGUUGUGAAUAAAAAGCUAUGCAUUAAAUUGUUUGCUAUUUUAGAUUAGAUUGUUAACAAAAUAAAAAGAAGCAACCAUGGAUGAUAGGUUGAAAUGGUUAGAGACAAGAAUUAGUUCCUCAUUGAGGCCAAGGAAUGAGGAACUAAAAAACAUGUUCUUGAAUGACGAAAAUAGAUUGGCCUUCUAUGAAUUUAUAAACAAUGAGGAUGUGAGGAAAAUGUUUGUGUUUAUCAAACCACCCCGACAGAUUAUUGCUGCCCUACAGCCACCCCAUGAUCUCAAAUACAAGUCAAUUUUCUUCCUGAAGAGCAACACGGGCACAAAGAUAACAAAGGACAAUAUAAGUGAUGAAGUGUUCUACAUUGAUUGUACAAAUAUUCCACUGGAACACCUGGAGCUGAUUGUCAGAGAAGUUUACCUCCCUUUGAUGUGUACCAAUCAAUCAGUUAUGACUUCAACAGGAGGUGAUAAAGUCAUGGAUGUCUUACACAGGCUGAUGUCAGCUGUAGAAAUCACACAGGGACAUGUGGAGGGAAGGAUAAUUUUGAGUUUACCAUCAAUAGAGGUUCUUGCUGAAGCAGCUGCAGCCCCUAAUCGUAGAGGAGCUGUACUUCAUGUGUUGGAAACUACAGUUCUUGGAUGGAUCAAACAGAUCAAGGGUGUGUUACGUCACGAUCCCAUACAAGACCUGUUCCAACAUUACGGCUCGGAGCCAGGUCCCCUAGAUGAGAUCAAGAUGUGGGAGAGGCAACUGGGUCGCCUACAUUCCAUCUUGAGACAGCUAGAAUCAGCUGUUGCCAAAGAUAUUCUCCAUAAUCUAGAGCAGGCACAGAGUCAAUAUGCACAUUCAUUCAACCAUGUCAGAAAAGAUGUAAAUAAGGCUGUAAGAGAGACCAACAGAAUCUUGAGUUUUCUCAGUACAAUGAGAUGGCUGUUGAAUGAGCUUCAUCAAGCUGUAGAGCCACUGGAAAUGUUACGACUGUUUAAACCACUCAUGCAGGUCCUCUUCCUUGUGUGGUCACAUUCUACAUACUAUCACCAGAUGGACAAGUUUCACAAUGUGUUGAGGUUGUUGUCAAAUGAAGUUGUACACAGAGCUAUAGCUCUUGUUGGUGAAGAUAUCUUGAGAGAACCACUUGAGUCAUACACAAAGUUGAAAGAAGCUCUCAGAGUUUGUGCUGGAUUUAGAGGAACCUACCUAGAUUUUAAGGACAAGGCUGAUGAUCAGAAUGCCAAAAAUAUUGCAGAAAAUGCUGAACGAUUGGCCUCCAGACCAAGAGAGGGUACUGUUUUCCUGACAAAAAUGUAUGGGCCACAUGCAUUUACUCCCCGUUACGGUUUACGUGGCGGAGAUAGCAGCUCUAGUGAUGGUUCCCUGGAUGAAGAUGAACUUUGGACAGAUAGCCCCUGGCCACCUAGAAAUGCACCAUGCUUUGAUCUCCUGAAUGCUUUCAUGGAAAGGUGCAAUGAUGUUCUAGAGCUAGUGGAGACAACAAGACAUUUCCGUCUGCUAGCAGGUGCCGCUGAGAUAGGUGGAGCUGGAAACAUGAGCCUCGAUGCCCUCGUGAAGGAGAUCCACGAGAAAUACACCCAGGCCAUGGCCGAGUUCUUCUCUGUUGUUGAGAAUGUUCUCAGUAUAGAUGGUUCACAGAAUUUUGAAAGAGCUUUCUUUAAGUUUAGAACAGUUGUCAAGUCCCUGGAGAAGAGAUUGGCAGAGAUAUUGCGAUUGGCAUACAAUCAAUGUCCAACAGUGGAAGCACAACUCAGACUGUUAGAAGUCUUUGAAGGAGUGAGUGGCAGAGAACUUGUACAGGCACACUUACAAGACAAAGACCGAGCGUUAGUUCUAGCCUUCAACCAGGAGCUCAGUGAUGUACGUAAAAUGUACGCAGAGGGACAUCUUGACCCACCUCAACAUUCCAAUAUGCCACCAGUUGUCUCAAAACUCAUGUGGAUUUGUGCUCUCAAAGAAAGGAUUAAGAGGCCAAUGGACAAGAUGAAAAGGGUGAGUCCUCAUUCAAUGGAUGGAGAUGCAGGUUGGCAGAUGAAGGAAAACUAUAUGGAGGUGCUCAGAGAUCUAGAAGAUUAUGAGUCACUUGUAACAGAUGAAUGGAAGAGGAAUAUCACAUCAGAAUUGACCAUGAGAUUGAAACAACCACUCCUGAUUGCAGAAGAGUAUGAUGAAGAUAUUGAAGUGCGGCCUCAGGUCGUACACGUGAAUCUCGACCCACAACUACUGCUGUUACUGAAGGAAACCCACUAUUUAAGCCAGGAGCCAUUCAAUAUAAAACUGCCAGAGUCAGCAAAGGAACUGCUGAGAAAUAGUAACCCAUUUGAACUCCGGGUAACAGCUACCAGGCUGGAAACUAUAGUAUCCAAGUAUAACACCAUCAUGAGGACCAUGACUCAGUUUGAGAAACCAUUGUUUGAAAGAAAACUUGCAAAGAUAGACAUUUUGUUUGAGCAAGGUUUACAAGAGUAUACAUGGAAGAUGAAGGAGUCGGCAGAUUUUAUAGAACAGGCUAUGGCACUUGUCUGUGUUGAUGUUCAUCAGAAUCUCGACAUCGUACAGACAAACUCUCACGAUAUUGCCGAGAUCACAAUCUCGUGGUCUAAGGGAACGCUGGACGUGUUUUCUGGACGAGAAGCACAGAGGUCAUACUCAAUGGAAGACCUUCUUGGCAUGCAAGCGAGGUUAACAGAGGAUCAUGAAAGUGUAGUUAUACCAUCAGGCCACAAAAUACACAGUCUUGUACUUAACUCAUUUGAGGCUGUACAGAUAUCUCAGGCUUCCCCAGCCUGGCAGGAUUUUAUUGACUAUAUAGAUGCUAUAGUGUUAGAUGGUCUGAAACAGGCAACACUUACCAGUCUUAAAACUAUGCUUAACAAUCUCGUACAAGCAAAUAUGGCUGAGGAUGAUGAUUCUGUUGUCCCUAUUCUGACUAUACGUUUGGAGCUGAUAGACAACCGUGUGGCAUUCAGACCACCUCUAGAUCAGACAACAUCUGUGAUAAGUGUCCAGGAAUUAGUACAUCAGUGGCUGGAUGGAUUCUUGGCUCGAGGACGUCUAGUCAAAAUGCUUGGUCCAAAGGGUACCUAUCAAGAUUAUAUCUCCGCAGAUGAAGAAGUUAAACAACUUCUGGUUGAUACAAACAAACUGGUUGAAGAAAAUGGUGAAGAAUGCAAGAAACUACUAGAGAUAUUUAGUGAUUAUGCAUUCCUGUGGUUACAAGAUGUCAACAUUACAUUUGAUGAAUUCCUACGUGGAAAUCUGACACCAAAUCCUCUACGUAGCCCACACAGAGGUCCAGCUGGUAGCAUUAGACAACAGUUAGCUGAAAGGUCAAGGACUGAAUCCAGGGCAUCAACAGCAAGCAGUGUUCAGUCUGCUGGACAAAUGGGUACAGCAGAGAGAACUUUCCUUACACCUAAACAUGCACAGGCUAACAUGCCUUCCAAUGUCCCAUCACUGGAUGAAUUUGAUGCUGAGAUUGAAAUAUACAGGACUGCCAGAGAUGAGAUACAGAGUUUAGAAGAUUUCCACAACAUCGGUUGGUUGAGAGUUGACCUUCAACCUAUAAAACAAGUGCUCACAACCUAUGCUGCUAAAUGGAUGUGGACAUUUACAAAAUAUCUCUCUGAUCAGGUGACCCAUAUGCUGGAGAGAUUGGAUGAUUUUUUGAAGCGUAUAGAGCCAGAGAUAGAGAGUAUAACAGGGGAGGAGAGAGACACUGCUUCCUUCAUGAAAAUGAUGAGACUCUUUAAUGAGGUAUCAGCCCAGCAGUCGGAGAUGGAUGGAAAGUUUGCUGCCAUGCACAGAACUGUUCUGCUAUUAAAGAAGUAUGGUCAGAGACUGCCAGAUAAGACCCAGCAAUUGUUUAAUGCUGCUCCAAGUAGAUGGAAUAAUCUCAAGACCAAAGUAUCUCUGGCCAAACAGAGGCUCGGACCUAGAAUACAAGAAGAAUCUGUCAGAAUUACUCAUGAUCUGGAAGCAUUUGGACGUCGUGUGAACACACUCAGUAAGGAGUUGGAGAAUUCAGACAUAUAUAACCGUGAGUGUGAGAUAGGUGAAGCUUGGGACUCUAUUGAUAGCUUCUCUAAAAGACUGACAAUACUGGAGAAUGAGGCUCAAGAUUUGAUAGAAUUACAGGAACUACUAGAGGCCUCAGUUGUUAACUUUAACGUCCUCCCAACAUGUCGUCAUGAACUAAACAACUUGAAACAAGUCUGGGAAACAAAGAGAGUAAUAGAUGAACAACAAGGAGAGUGGAAGAGGCACAGAUGGCAGAAGAUGAACACCAAGUUCCUACGUGAUGAGACCAACAAGCAGCUGGAGAUUGUACGAGCCUUGCCGGAGGAUGUAUUUACAUGGGAUAUUUACAUGGGCCUUCAUGAAUCCAUCACAAAUAUUCAGGCUUGCCUGCCCUUGAUUGAUGACCUCAGUAAUCCUGCAAUGAGAACACGUCACUGGAAACAAUUGGUUCGUGUAACAGGUGGCGCCAUCUCUAUUGAUAAUGACUCAUUGAAGAGGAUGACACUCGGUGAUCUUCUUGGUCUUGGACUUCAACAGCAUGUUGAUGAUGUAAGAGCUAUUGUACAGAGGGCUGUGAAGGAUCUGUCUAUAGAACAGUCCUUGAAGACGUACGAGGAAGUGUGGCUGAGUAAAAUCUUCCAGUUCCUUGUACAUAUACGUAGCAAGAAUGCAGAAAUGACAGGCGAUAUGACAGUUCAUGAUAAUCAGAGUGAGGUAUCACAGAGUGAAGCAGGUGAGCAGGGACACAAGCCGGGUGUCAGUCGUAGUCAAGUGAGGACCACAAGCAGGGUAUCAAACCAGAGCUCACACAGCAAGAACAAGCGUAGCAGUAUAGCCUCCCUACCAGCUUCUCUACUAAACCUGGCUGAUGAUACAGGGCACCAUGUGCUUCUAGCUAACACUGAUCCCAUCUUUGAGGAGCUUGAAGGUCACCAGGUCACCUUGCAGGCGAUGCAGAGUAACAGUGCUGCAGGCUCGUUCCUUGAUGAGGUUGUCAAAUGGCAGAAACGAUUACAGACGAUAGAAGCUGUACUAUCAACAUGGCUAGAGGUGCAGGAAAAAUGGGUGGAGCUAGAAGAGGUGUAUUCCAGUGCUGAUGUAAGGACAGCAUUGCCACAUGAUGCUAACAGAUUUGCUAUUGCUAACAGAGAUUUCAGACUUCUGAUGAGAGCAACAGAGAAAAAUCCUAAUGUGCUGCAAUGUUGCUCUAGAAAAAAUAUUCUCACAAUAUUGGAGCACAUGAACCACAGUCUGGAACAUUGUAGAAAAUCGCUGUUGAAUCAUCUUGAGAGACGACGACAAAUCUUCCCACGAUUCUACUUCCUGUCCAUGGAGGAUGUUCUACACAUCGUCUGCAAUGGGUAUGACUUAAGUCAAGUGAAUCUGUACAUCAGUAAAUUAUUUGAGAACAUCGGGAGUUUGGUGUACGAGGAGGCAGACGAAAGUGACAAAUAUAACUUCAUGAUUACUGGAGUUCAGAGUUCCCUCGGAGAAAAACUCCUAUUUCAACAACCAGUGACAUGUGAAGGGCAGAUUGAGACUUGGCUUAGUAGUUUUCUACAAGGGGUCAAGGGUGCCCUACAAUUUCAGCUAGCCACUGCUCUAGGUGUUGAGAAAGCACCUGCAAAAACACGCCAAAUUAGAAGUGCUGGAUCUAGAAGGGUCACUGUUCAGGCUCAAGAGUCUAAAUCUGCCACAAAAAAUGCUAAAGCGGAGAAAGCAGGAAGUCGGACAAGCAGUCGAGCUGGAGGAAGCAUAGAUGGUAAGGAAAAACAGAAAGUUCCGAGCCGUCCACCCUCCGUCACUGAACAGAUAUUUGAGGAUGGCGUGGAUGACCCGAAGAGUUCAUGGACAUUAGAUCAUGUGACUGAGAUAGUGUAUCUGGCCACACAGGUACAGAUGACAGAACAAAUCGAGGCAGCUUUAAUGCAGAUGGAAGAAGGCAAAGAUGAUGCUUUAAAGGACAUGCUGCAGAAGAUCAAUGAGAGUAUUGUAGCAACAACAAUCUUACUAAAAGGUAUUGAAGGUGAAAAGGAGAAAAAACAUAAACACAAAGGUCACAAAGAAGGAGACACAGAUUUUCUAGAUGAUACAAACUCUCUGGCUGGAGGUACAGGUGUGAGAAGUAGUAAUGCCCCAUCACUCGGUGCAUCAAGGAAAGGUUCAAUGUUUGAUAUAGCUGGAUUAGAUACAACCCAUUCACCUAUACCUGAAGAGGGGGAUGAACAAUCACUGGUUGAGCCUACAACAAUGGAGCCUGUGGAUACUAUGAAUCUAGCAGCUAUGUCACUUCCACCGAUGAAGAAAGAGGAGGAAAAAGAGGAGGUUGAAGAGAAAGUAGAACCAACAGAAGUAAAACUGAUGUUGUUCCCAAGUCAGAUACAUAAACUAAGCUGUCUGUUAUCACUGCUAGCUCACCUGAGGGACCUGGUGGAAGGUUUGUUGGUGAUGGAGUCACCCUCACCUAUACAGUCUCUAGACUGGAAGUCACAGCUUCAGUAUAGAUUUGCAAAGGAGAACAGGGGUGUCAGUGUGAAGUGUCUAGAUGUAGAGAUGGAGUAUGGAUUUGAGUAUAUAGGUUCUAGCACACGUGAAGUGAUCACACCACAGACAGAGAGGUGCUUCGUUGCCAUGACACAAUCUAUAAAUGCUUACAUGGGAACAUUGUGUGUGGGACCAAUCGAUAGUGGAAAGUAUGAAUUGGUACAUGAAUUAAGCCACAGCUUUGGUCACGCUAUGUACAAGUUCAACUGUACCAAGAGUGUUGACUACUGCGGCCUACAAGACAUAUUCCGCGGAAUGGCUUCUACAGGCUGCUGGAUUACUUUUAAUAACUUAAACUCUUUAUUACCAUCAGUGCUUAGUGUGUUUGCUCAGUUGAUCUCAACUGUGUUCGAAGCUCUGAGAGCCGGAAAAGCCGCGGUGCAUUUACAAUCAGACGAUAUUCAGCUGAAUCCUACAGGAGCUUGUUUUGCUCUUGUAGACAGCUGUGUGCCGGUGACGGCAACAAAUCCGGACAAAUUACUUAUAUUCCCGUCAGUGACGGCAAAACUACCAGAUUAUGUGAUGAGGCAAUUUAGAACGGUGUCGGUACCGAGACCAGAUCUCAGACAAUGUCUCGAAGUGAUGUUGUUUAGUCAAGGAUUUAUCAAUGGAUCCAUGCUGUCGGAGAAGACUAUGACAUUAAAGGAGCUCUCGUGUAAACUGCUGGGAACCAAUACCUUUAUCACAGAGAAUAUUUCUCUAGGUGUUGACAUCAGUGCUGGUUUCAAUGGAUGGAGCUUGAAAACAUUGAAAGGUGUAGUUGCUGAAGCCGGGGCUCAUCUUGAAACAUUUACUGCAGAGCUCAGUGAAACAGGGGAAUCAGAGAGUGAUAUAGAAGAGGACGAGGAGGAAGAUACAGGCUCACAGAAAGCUGAGAAAAUGUUGGAAGGAGAUAAGAGUUUGUUAAUGGAGGAGAAAGCCAUGGUCACAGCUCUCCGGGACUCGUUCCUUCCCCGCAUGGUUGGUCGCGAUGCCAGCGUGUUUGUUACCCUCGUCAGUGAUGUGUGGCCGAAUGUUGAUAUCCCGAUGGUGUUUGGUGGAGACGAGGAUAUGAUGGAAAAAAUGCCGGAGAACCAGUCCCGCGGCAGCUCAAAGGGUUCAAGCAGAAUCAGGACGGCAAAGAGCCAAAGUUCUACAAGAUCUGUCAGAGAUAAGAAAAAAAAUGGGUUAUAUGAAUCAAUCAACUUGAACACACCAGUGGUCAACAUGACCCAGGGUGACAGAUUUGCUUACAUAGAUCCUAACCAGAAACAGACAUUGGAAGAUAUCCAGGAUGCCAUUGCCGUAGCAACAGGUGACCUUGGCCUACUUCCAGGUGUGGCAUUCCAGGCUAGAGUUGCUCAACUGGCCCAGCUUAAUGCUGCUCAUCAGACAAUAUUUGUAGUAGGACCAGCAGGGUGUGGUAAGAGUGAGUGUAUUAAAACAUUUGCUGUAGCAGAAAGAGAACGAGGCAAGACAAUCAGUGUACAAACAGUCUUCUCUAAAGCUGUAGAAUCAGAGGAACUCAUGGGAUACUUUGAUAAUAAAACCAAGGAAUGGAAGGAUGGUCUGUUUGCAUCGUUGUUGAGGAAGUUCUGUGUACAACCACCUAACCAGAACUACAGCUUUAAAGCCAAACCUAUCAUGAAAAUAAUGCAGCUGGAUGGGGAGGCUGACCAUGGUCAGUUAGAGUUGUUACAGAGUAUACUGAUGAAUUGUGGAUCUAUGGUGCUAGGUAACAAUGAGAGAAUUGCUGUACCUGAUACACUUAGGUUCAUGUGGGAGCUUGAGUCCCUGGCCAACAUGAGUCCAUCUCUGUUAGCCAGUGUAGGUGUAAUGGUAAUGAGUAAUACAGAUGUAGGUUGGCAGCUUAUGCUGGUACAGUGGCUUGAACGUAGACCAGACGCAGAUAAAGACCUUCUCACAGGUUUUUGUGAUGUAUAUAUCUACAAGACCAUCAACUAUCUGAGUGAGUGUACAAGACCUCACAUGUUUACCAGUGCCAAGUCACCUUACCCACAGUUCAAGAGAGUCAUCAAUCAUACCGUAGAGAAUAUGAUCAUGACAUUCAGUACACUAUUAGAUACAAUGGUGAAUCCAUACCCUGACUUGAGUGAUGUAGAGUUUGAGAGAUACUUUAACUUUGCAUGUAUUUGGGCAUUUGGAGGUACACUAGAGGCCGAGUACAGGGACGCCUUUAGCUUCUGGUGGAGAGAGCAGUUUGAACAACAUAUCGACUUCCCAGAUGAAGGCUUGGUGUUUGACUUCAUGGUGGACACAGAAACACACGAGUUUGUUCGCUGGAAUGACAUCAUGCCAGCCUACAGCGGUACACCUCACAUCGGUAUUCCAUCAGACGCCUUCGUUCACAGCGUCCAGAUUGAGCAGAUUAUGGCUAUACUCGGACUCCUGACCGAUGCUGGAAAGUCGGUGCUACUGGUUGGAGAAAAUGGCUGUGGUAAAACAGCUAUUGUAAAUGAAAGGAUAAGAACUGUUUGUUCAGGAGAGGUGGCUGAAGUUCUUUCCCUUACUGUGCAAGCUAAUAGGUUUACAAAUUCCAAGCUCCUAUAUGAUCGUCUGGAUGAGAGGCUUGAAUGGAAACAUGGCAGGACAUAUGUACCUAAAGGAAACAAACGUCUACUCUGCUUUGUUGAUGAUGUCAACUUAUCUAUGGUAGACAAAUGGGGUGACCAGACAGCUAUUGAGUUGAUCAGAGAACAUAUAGAUGAUGGUGGUUUCUACAACCAGGACACACAUGCCUGGAGAUACGUGAAGAACGUGACAUAUGUCAGCACAGUGAACGCUAACACGACGGCUAAUGUACCGAAACUUAGUCAGAGAUUCCUCCGACAUUUUGCCAUGUUUGCUGUACCAUUCCCAUCGAACUCAGAGCUGCAGACAAUAUUUACCACAUUGACACAUACCCAUUUCAUCACACCAGAGACAGCCCAGGGUGCCACAGGGGUACAUCACAGCAACUUUGAUGAAAAGGCUCUUAAGAGACAACAGGAGAAUGAGGAAAUACUGAAGAAACUGUUGACUAUGAUAGUGCAGGUAACCAUAGAGUUACAGGAACGUUUACGUGCAAUGUUCCUACCUACAGCACAGAGAUGUCAUUAUAUCUUCACAGUCAAAGAUCUCUCUUGUAUAUUCAAGAAUAUUUGCCUGUCACUACAACCAGGUGUUGCUAAGAAGAACCUGUUGUUGCUAUGGCAACAUGAGUGUUACUGGGUAUAUGGUCAUAGAAUGGUGAAUGAGGUUGACUUCCGACGUUUCAGACAGGCAUUUAAUGUCUCGACAAAGAAAGAGUUUGCUGAUGAUGAGUUGGUACAGACUAUGAUCAGAACUAGACAGCCUCAGUUUAGUAACCUGAUAGAGCAGGACAGUGGUAUAGUGACGGCAGGAAUGAUUGAUACCCGACACAGCACCAAGGUGUCCGAGGAAGAUGCCAAAACAGAUCUUUACAAACCGUUCAACAACCUCAUGGAGGUUAAAGAUCUCAUGUCUAAAGGUGUAGAGGAAUAUAACAAAAUACAUCCGAGAAUUAAAUUGUCACUAUAUAAGGCUGUGGUAGACCAUGUUUGUAGACUGGCUCGUACAGUUGCCUCACCUCACGAGAAUGCUCACUGUGUGUUGGUAGCCGAGGGCAGUCCUGGUCAGUCUACAGUUGUUGUGAAACUUGCCGCUCACCUGUGUGGUUACACUGUCUACCAGAUAAAUCCCGCACCACUAGGUUCAAGUCUUGAAUACAAGAUGGAGCAGUUCAAAGCAGAUCUUGUCCAGGGUUACACCAGGGCUGGUGCUAAGGGAGAGAAGAUUCUAUUGCUGUUACACGAGGAGGAGCUACUGGCUGAAGAUUUCCUAGUUUUCUUAAUUGAGUUUAUCACAGGUGGCGCCAUCAGUCAUCUAUUCCAGUAUGAAGAGCAGACAACAAUUAUCAACUCCAUUAGGACAGAGGUGACUCAGGCUGGCCUCACAUACACCAGAGAUGUGGCAUGGAAUUUCUUCUUGAAAACUGUGAGGAACAACUUCCGUGUAUGCCUGAUAGCAGGAGAUGGAGGGAAGAACUUCCAGCGUAGAUGUAGAGAAUAUCCGGCUUUCACCAAAAAUGUGAACUUUAUCUGGUUCCCACACUGGUCCAAAACACAACUGGUGGAGCAUGCACUCUAUCAUUUACAAGAUAUGUCAUGGAUGAACGCUGUUCAGAAAGAGAAUGUUGCUCACAUGUUGGCCUCCAUGCAUCUGGUGCUACGACAACAAGAUGGUCAGGAAAGAGAUUCCGGUGAAUACAGACAUGUUACUAACACAUCAUACGAGAAGUUUGUAGAAAGGUUUAUAUCAAUAGCCAAUCACCGUCACAAUAAUGUACAAGAAGAUAACGACGCUGUUUCCACGUCAUUACAUCAAAUACGUCGUGAAAAUGAGGUUGCGCUUAAACUGCGCAAGAAUCUUGAACAUGAAAUGAUUGUGUUGGAAGAAAGAAAACAGGGAACCAUCAAGAUUCUGUCUCAGAUAGGCCAGGACACAGCUAUCACUGAACAACAGAUUAAAGUGGUCAAAGCUCAACUUGACAAAAUCUCAAAACUUAAAAAGUCAUUACCAGAAUACCAGGUAGCUCAUGAGAGGGCUGUAUACAAGGCUAUAGCAAUUGUUGCUGACACUAAGAAGGUGGUACAGAACAUCAACAUAGACAAGUUACAUGAAUUACGAGCCAUGCAGAAACCUAUCAUUGAUAUAGAAGAUCUAAUGGCAGCCAUUAUCAUGAUACUGAAAUCGCCUUCAGCAGAUCUCACCUGGCAGAAAGGUGCCAAGAGACAGAUGGCCAAUAUAGAGAGAUUUAUAGAAGAGUUGAUGUCCUUUGAUGACCAACAAUUACCUGAGGCUACUCUGUUGCUUGUGGAACCAUACCUGAAGAAACCCACAUUUGAGCCCGAUACCUUGGAACGAAAGACCAGUAACUCAGCCUGCGGAUCUCUCUGUAAAUGGGUCAGAGGAGUUGUGAGGUAUCACCGUAUGAUGAUAUCCAAGGUUAAACCACUCCAUCAGAAGGUGGAUGAAACCACAGCUGCAGUUGAUGAUGCGGAACAUAAGAUGUCGACGCUGGAGAACAAACGGAGGGCACUGGAGGUCCGGUUGUCUGGUCUAGCUAAAGGCUUCGAGGAAGCUACAAUUGACAAGAAUGAACAAGAGGAGAAGACAGUGAAAAUGAAGAAAAUGCUUGAGACUGCUGCACAACUGAGAAAGAUAUUGAAGGGAGAAAGACAGAGAUGUCAGCAGAUUUAUGACUCACAUGAUCGACGAUUGAUCUCGAUCUCCGGAGGUUGUGCUGUGGCUGCCGGAUUUGCCACGUACCUAGGACCAUACCAUCAUAACUUCCGCAGGGUUAUGUUGACAGUACACUGGCCAAAUUGUCUGAGGGAAAGGGGAAUACCUCUGGUUAUAGACUCAAUUGAUGGACUUAAAGGCCGAGUGAUAGAUUGGUCAAUAGAUUUCUUAAAGACAGCAUCUGGGGCAAGCCAGGUGUAUGAUGUGGACUACACAUCGGCAUUACUUGGUGAAGAUCAUAACUCAAAAACCAAAAAGGAGUUGACAGAUAUAGUAGAAGAAGAAGAACAUGCAGUGGAGAAGGAAGGUGCUGGUGAGGAGAAACCUGAGGGUGAGGAGAAAACUGAGGGAGAGAGGAAAACUGGCAGUAGAGAAACUACUGAAAAAGAAGAAGACAGGGCCAAGGAAGAUGAAAAAGAUCGUGAUUCUCCAGUACUGGAAGAGAAGUAUGAAUCUCAGGAAGGUAUUGAACCAGAUGUGAGAGGAGAUGGCAGUGAAAUUGAUGAGAACAGUCAGAGUCAAUAUACACAGAGUACAACACCAAUGCUGUCAUCUACACAGUACAACAAAUACAUGAAAUCUCUCAUUAAACUACUGGUCGGUGAAAUCACACUUAACAACUGGCUUAAACAAGAUUUUGGUCCGAGACAGAUGGAGAACGCAGCUAUAUUGUGCUCGUCGUGGCAGAGACCACCAAUGUUGAUAGACCCAAACAAUGACGGUGCUGUGUGGCUUGGUAGACUUAACUCUCUCAUGAACAACAGAAAACUUGUCUCACUAGACAUGGAAACUAGGUCAGAUCCACAUGUAAUAUUGACGCUAGAGAAAGCAAUCAUGCGAGGAAAGCCAGUGUUAUUGAGAAAUUGUCAGGAACAUAUCGAUAAUAUCAUUACUCCACUGAUGCAUCAUAGAAACACAGCCAUGGAAGAUGAUAAAAAUGAAGAACCAAGAAUGAUCAAGUUCUGUGGCAGACGUAUUCUGUGCCAUGAAGACUUCAGAUUCUACCUGUCCACCCCACUUCCAAAACCCAAGUUCAAUCCUGAAAUAGCCUCGACCACAACCAUCAUAAACUUCGGUGUGUCUCACGACACUCUCACGAGGACUUCCUACGACUUGCAAAAAACAAGGGCCCCACCCUACAAGGAACGAUCCCGCAUGAAAAAUUAGGUUCAGAAAAAAGACUUACAUCACCCGUCUUUUCGGAGAGAUAAAGUGUUAACAAACCAGGAAGCCAUAAUGGGCAGUGCUAAAGCUGUCAAGUUUAUUACUGACUUCACAAAUGCCAAAUUGAGCUGUCCCAAAAAAUUACAAGAGACAUUCACGCUGAUGGAAGAUCUUGAUGUACUGAAAGAUGAGUUAUACCCCUUGGCACGACGGGCAGCCAUGUUGUAUGCCAUCUCGAGAAGUUUACAGAGUAUUCAUAACGAGUACCAGUUCUCACUGGAAUAUUUUAUACAACUGUUUGACGAGGCUGUAGGCGGAGAAUUACCAGAUGAAUUUAUACAAGGAAUUAACCAAGAAGAGGGUUAUGAAGAUGAUGAUGACAGUUCUAGUCGUGAUGGAGAUCGUAAGACACGUGUUGGUAGUUCCUCAUCACAUGGUUCCCAAGGUGAUACAGCAGAGAAGGGAACCGAUAAGCAGACGACAGCCACAAAACAAGAUGCUGGUCAGAACGAGGCUGACUUUGAUGAGAAGAGUAAACAAGAACCAACAGACGAAUCUGCCAGUACAAGUGCUGCACAGCGUCUAGUUGCUGGUACUCAGUCUGAAGAGUUACCUGCCCUUGAGUUACCACAGACAGCCACACUGCCAUCAGAGGGCGUUGAGUACUCAAGUUUCUCAGCCAAUCAGAUCAAGCAGCUCAUGGAUAAAUUAACUGGACUGGUUUACAGAAGAAUCAGAGAGAGUUUAUAUGAGGAGGAUUGUCUGUUGUUUGCUACGCUACUGUGUCUCAACAUACAAGCAGAGGGUGGAGAAAACUUCACCAAUGAGGAAAUGUCACUUUUGCUGCAAGGUAACCCUGGCCUUGGUAUGCAGCUGACCCUGGCUGACUUUGACUGUAAAGACGAGGCUCCAAACUGGCUGCCUCAGGAGAAAUGGGAGGAUAUACUUGCCCUCUCUGUGCUGCCAGGACCCCUGGACUCCCUGUGUGUGAACUUUGCUCAGAACACGGAAGCUUGGAAGGCCUGGUACAAGGGACAUUAUCCUGAACAAGAACCAUUACCGUUGUCAGUGGUAGCAGCUGGAGCUUCUAUGGAGACACGCCCUGGCUCUACAGAAAGUAAUAAGAGUACCAAAGAGAACACAUCUAAGUCACCAGAUCUCGGACCGUUAUCUGAGUUCCACCAACUUCUCUUAUUGAGAAUGCUGCGUCCUGACAGACUUCCUGUUGCUCUCGCAAAAUAUAUAAACAAAUACCUGACACUUAACCUACCUGAUCAGAUAGAGUUUAAUCUACAAGACACACUACGAGACUCACGCCGUCAUCUUGGAGUUCUCUUACUGCUACCUGAAAGUUUGUCUUCUAUAAAAUCACAGCCUGUAACCAGGCUAAAGAUGACUCAUCCACCAGUAGAUGUGCUCUUCAAACUUGCAAAGAGUGAGAACGUGAAUGUAGAACAUGUACGUAUUGGUGAAGGUAGCGAGGUGCUAGUUGAGGAAGCUAUAGACACUGCUGAGAAGAACGAUGGCUGGGUCGUUAUCGAGGAUCUGCAUUUAGCUCCUGAAAAAUUCUGUAACCAGUUGAAAAAACAUCUCAUCCGUGUUAACAGGAGUAGAGAGAAACUGAGAGCAAAUAAUCUAGAAGACCGCCAGAAGACGAGUAAAUUCUGUGUUUGGAUCACAAGUGAGCCGAGCGCCAGCAUACCAAACUUCCUGAUUCUCAAUCUUCACAAGGUGGCCUGGAACCAUAUGACCAUGGAUAUCCUUAAUCCUGAUGUGGCUGAGACAAAUACUGAAUCUGGUGGAGACGGUGGGGAAGCUCCACUUGCCAUCAACUACAAGUCUCCACAAACAUAUCUACAUACUGCCAUUGUGUCAACAAUGAAACAGGUGCCAACAAAGGUUUGGGAGUUAGUCUUACAGGAGCCCCAGAAUAUCAGGAACAUUGCCUUCUCUAUAGCUGUUAUACAGGCCAUGCUUGUUGCUAGGCAACUGUUUGGUGCCCAGGGACUCAGUCAGUAUUAUCCAUUCCGGGAAGUUCAGACAGGACAAGCUAUGUUGCUGGUUCUCAGCAGAAUGUUGAGACCAACUGAUGAAGAUGGAGGAGAACCAAACAAGGAGAAGUUAACUCAGCUUGUAACUCAGGUGGUAUAUGAGAAUACAGCAUAUAGUGAGUUUGAUCAGGAAUACGUGAAGGCUCUAGUCAGAAAUGUUCUACAUAAUGUAUACACUGACUCUUCUGGAACACUCGUACUAGGUACAGUCGCAAUCCCAACACCCCCAGCUAAUGUUGAGCCGAGUGAAUAUGCCUGGUGGUAUGAGAAGAAUGUAGAUGAAGAAUUUACCAUGUCUGCUUUACAACUUCACACCAGCGUGGAGAAAGAGGCCUGUGUUGCCAGCUCAACAGAGUUUAUUUCCAACAUGGAUCACAUGUUCGAGACACAAAAUAUGGAAGCGGGAGAUGUUUCCACAAGCAAUUCAGGUGUUGUUAAUCUCAAACGUCUCAGAUCCUCCCUGGAUAUCUGCCUGGAAGAUUUACCUCCCUUGUUGGAGCUUGGCCAGAUACCUGAUUCUGUACAGCAGGAUUACAACUUCCCUUACCAUUGUCCCAGUGUGAUCUCCAUAGCAACUGCUUCAAGCACAAUGAUGCCGGAAACCAUCGGAUAUGUCCUAUUACAGGUUUGUUCAUUUGCUGGUUCCU